This is a messenger RNA of Trichosurus vulpecula (common brushtail), 5418 nucleotides long. Its product is annotated as ATP-binding cassette sub-family A member 3-like. The transcript has 32 exons. NCBI's taxonomy places the organism in Eukaryota, Metazoa, Chordata, Mammalia, Diprotodontia, Phalangeridae. The record is from RefSeq and is a predicted model, not a curated record. Gene Ontology annotation, cellular component: membrane; intracellular membrane-bounded organelle. Gene Ontology annotation, biological process: transmembrane transport; lipid transport. Bases 145 to 5226 code for a protein of 1693 amino acids. Gene Ontology annotation, molecular function: ABC-type transporter activity; lipid carrier activity; ATP binding.
GCCCUGCGGGGAGGCCCUGGACUGGCGGGCAGGUAGAAGAACCGCGUGCUGGGUUCGGGCCUGCGGUGGCGGGUACUGGGCGUGACGGGCGACUGGCGUAGAGGCCAAGUUCUUGAGUGGUGAGCUUUGUCUCUGAACAGACGAAUGGUGGUGUUCAAGCAACUUAGACUUCUUCUAUGGAAGAAUUAUAUCUUAAAGAAACGGAAUGUCAUAGUAACAGUCAUGGAAACGGUCAUACCAUUGCUGUUUAUGGGGAUUUUGAUUUGGCUUCGCCUGAUUAUUAAGUCAGAAAAAAUUGGUUCUACCCGGUAUAAUGGUCAGUCCAUUGAUGAACUACCCGUGUUUUUACAAAAUCAUCCUCAGGAUUCUCGGUGGGAGCUGGUUUAUAUUCCUUCCAAUAGUGAUGUUGUGAAGGACAUCACUGAGGAGGUGAAAAAGACCUUAAAGAUCGAUUUCAGAGUUCGAGGCUUUCUCUCAGAUGAUGAUUUUAAGAAGUACAUUAAAUAUGAUGAUCACUCUACACAUGUGCUGGCUGCCAUUGCUUUUGACCACAUUUUCCUCAAAAGUGACGAUCCCUUGCCACUUAAGGUUAAGUACUGUCUACGCUUUCAUCAUGCUCCACGGAACUCUGGGAUCAAGAGGAUUCUUUUUAGAAGAUCAACAACAGGCUGGCACACUAGCACACUUUUUCCACUCUUUCCAACUCCAGGGCCCAGGGAACCCUUUUUUCCUGAUGGGGGAAAUCCUGGAUAUGUCAGAGAAGGAUUCCUGACAGUGCAGCAUGCUGUUGACAAAGCUAUCAUGAGGUACCAUGCGCCAGAAGCUGCCAACAAGCUAUUUGACAAAAUCACCUUAACUCUGAGGAGGUUUCCUUACCCAGCUUUCAUUAAGGAUCCUUUCCUCAAUGUUGUACAGUUCACGAUGCCUCUGCUUCUUGUGCUGGCCUUUACUUUCACCGUACUGAACAUCAUCCGUAUCAUUGUGAAUGAGAAGGAGAGAAAACUGAAGGAGUAUAUGCGAAUGAUGGGACUCAGCAACUGGCUACACUGGCUUACCUGGUUCCUUUUGUUUUUGGUCUUCUUCUUCAUUACUGUCUUUUUGGUCACUGUUCUCUUUUGUAUCAAGGUGAAAGAUGAUACAGCAGUGCUUACCAAAAGUGACCCAGUUUUGAUAUUUUUCUUUUUGAUGUGUUUUGCAACGGCUUCCAUCUCCUUUGGCUUCAUGGUCAGCACAUUCUUUGGUAAAGCCAAUUUAGCAGCUGCCACAGGAGGUUUCCUCUACUUUCUUACCUACGUCCCAUACUUCUUUAUUGAACCUCGAUACAACCAGCUUUCUCAUAGCCAGAAGUUAUCAUCUUGUCUCUUCUCAAAUGUUGCAAUGGCAUUGGGAAUUCUGCUCAUAGUCAAGUUUGAAGGGAAAGGGACAGGCAUGCAAUGGAUAGACUUCGUGUCACCUAUUAACAUAGAUGAUACCCUUACCUUAGGACAUGUGGUGAUAAUGCUACUAUAUGACUCUGUUUUCUAUGGUUUGGUGACCUGGUAUGUGGAAGCUGUAUUUCCUGGGCAAUAUGGUAUUCCCCAGCCUUGGUAUUUCUUCUUGCUGCCUUCCUACUGGUUUGGGAAACCAAGAGGGAAUUUAGAAGAAAAGGAGGAGGAAGACCUUGAGAAAUCUCUACAGCAUGAAUUCUUUGAGUCUGAACCCGUAGGCCUGCUAGCAGGAAUAAAGAUAAAAAAUCUCUCCAAGACUUUUAUGAUGGGGAAAAGGAGAAAAGAAGCCAUUAAAAAACUGAGUCUGAACUUGUAUGAAGGGCAAAUCACUGUUCUUCUAGGACACAAUGGAGCAGGGAAGACUACUACCCUAUCCAUACUCACAGGUCUCUUUCCUCCUACAAGUGGACAUGCAUACAUCAGUGGGUACGACAUUUCACAGAAUAUGGUUCAUAUUAGGAAGAGUCUGGGUUUAUGCCCCCAGCACGAUGUCUUAUUUGAUGAAAUGACAGUUGCUGAGCACCUUUUUUUUUAUGCUCAGCUAAAAGGAUUAUCCAAGGAAAAUUGCCCAGAGGAAGUCAAUCAUAUCUUGGGCAUUCUUGAUAUGGAACAGAAACGCCAUACUCUUUCAAGGGCAUUGAGUGGGGGAAUGAAACGCAAGGUUUCCAUUGGUAUCGCACUCAUAGCAGGUUCCAAGGUAGUGAUGUUGGAUGAGCCAACAUCUGGCAUGGAUCCAGUCUCGCGACGGGCUACCUGGGAUCUCCUUCAGCAGCAAAAGAACAAACGAACAAUCAUGCUGACCACUCACUUUAUGGACGAGGCUGACCUAUUGGGGGACCGCAUUGCCAUCCUGGCCAAAGGCGAAUUGCAGUGCUGUGGCUCUUCACUUUUCCUCAAACACAAAUAUGGUGCAGGAUACCACAUGGUCAUAGUGAAGGGACCUACAUGUAACACUGAGGAAAUUUCUCGUCUGAUUUUUCAUCAUGUACCGACUGCCACAGUGGAAAGUAAUGUUGGGGCUGAAUUAUCAUUUAUCUUGCCCAAAGAGAGCUCAGACAAAUUUGAAACUCUAUUUACUGAAUUGGAAGAGAAACAGACAGAGCUGGGCAUUGACAGCUAUGGUGCCUCAGUCACUACUAUGGAAGAAGUCUUCCUUAGGGUUGGUAAAUUGGUGGAUUCUAGCAUGGAUCUUCAAGCAAUCCAGCUCCCCUCUGUGAAAUACAAGAAAAAUACAGAAGAUGAAGAUGAUAGUGAAAAUCUUAGUGACUUAAAUGAAUUAGAUCUGAAGCCUAUAUCUAAAAAGAAAUCUCACAUGGAAUUAAAUACUGGGCUUUUUCUUCACUGCCAGCAGUUCUUUGCCAUGUUGAUGAAGAAGGUUAUGUACAGUUGGCGUGAGUGGAAAAUGAUAACAGCACAGAUUCUGGUGCCUCUGAUUUGUACAUCUAUAGCUCUUUCGGCCAUCAACUACUCUUCUAAGAUUAAAGAUCCACCUGCUCUAGAUUUGUCCUUAAAUGCAUACCAUGAGACAAUUGUGCCUUAUAAUUUCUCUGGAACUUCUGCUCUGGAUCCAAACCUUGAAAAAAUCUUAGUUCAAAUGUUGAGUAGUGAUGGACAUAUAACCAUGCCAGUGCCAGAAAACAUGGAAGAUCAACUGCUUUCUAAGGCAAGCGAGGGGCAAGGCUUUAAUGAGCACUGCCUUGUAGCAAUUUCCUUCAAACAACAUGGAAAUCACACAUUAACCACCAUUUUCUUCAACAAUCAGGCAUACCAUACUCCUGCCACGGCAGUGACAGUGGUAGACAAUAUUCUAUUCAAGUCUCUUUCUGGCCCACAAGCUUCCAUUACUGUCUUCAAUCAUCCUCAGCCUCGAAGUUCCGUCCAAGCUGCAAAGGAGCAGUAUUUUGGGGGCUAUAAUGGAUUUGACAUUGCUGUCAACAUGCUCUAUGGCAUGGGCUCAUUGGCCAGUACAUUUUCUAUCAUGGCAGUUAGUGAAAGAGUCAUAAAGGCAAAGCACAUCCAGUUUGUCAGUGGAGUCUAUGUUGUUCAUUUCUGGCUGUCUUCUCUGUUGUGGGAUCUCAUUGUCUUCUUCAUUCCCUGUUUGCUGCUGCUGGGGGUGUUCAAAAUCUUUGAUGUAAAAGCUUUCACUGAGGACAACCACCCUGCUGAUAUAUUGCUGAUGUUAAUGUUGUACGGCUGGUCCAUCAUUCCACUUAUGUACCUAAUGAGCUUCCUCUUCAUGGCAGGUGCCACUGCCUUCAUAAGACUCAUCAUGUUCAACUUUUUCUCGGGAAUUAUCACCUUAAUCAUCCUCUAUGUCACAAGCAUCCAUGUAUUAAAAUUGGAAAAACUCUCUGAACUUCUGGAUAGAUUAUUCCUCAUACUACCUAACCACAGCUUAGGAAUGUGCCUCAGCAGUUUCUACAGCAACUUUGAGACCAGGAAAUACUGCACCUCCUCUAAUAUUGCAGCCCUUCAUUGUGAAAUGGAAGAUAUAAAGUAUGAAGAUGAUUUCUAUGCAUGGGAAAGUCCAGGAAUUGGAAGGUUUAUGACCUCACUGAUUGUCUCUGGCUUUGUUUUCCUCAUGCUGCUUUUAUCCAUUGAGACCAACUUUCUCUGGAAACUGAAAUUACUUAUAAGUCACCUCUUUAGGACUCGGAAUUGGGCACAAGUGCAUAGCAAAGAAUCAGACCUUCCCAGGGAUGAAGAUGUGGAAAAUGAAAGUAAGAAAAUUGAGGAAUCCCUUCCAGAGCUUUUGCUGAGUACCCCACUGGUUGUUAAGCAACUCACAAAGGUAUAUGGCAUUAGAGUGCCCUUCCUGGCUGUAAACAGGAUCUCCCUAACUGUCCAGAAAGGGGAGUGCUUUGGAUUGCUUGGCUUCAAUGGAGCAGGGAAAACUACUACCUUCAAAAUGCUGACUGGGGAUGAAGCUAUCACUUCUGGGAAAGCCUUUAUUGAUGGCUACAACAUCAAUACCCACAUUAAAAAGGUACGACAGCGCAUUGGUUACUGCCCUCAGUUUGAUGCGUUACUGGACCACAUGACAGGACGAGAGACUUUGGUCAUGUAUGCCCGGCUCCGUGGCAUCCCUGAGCGCUACAUUAAUAGCCUUGUAAAGGAUGUGCUGCAGGAGUUGCUUCUAGAGCCCCACUCAGACAAACUCAUCAAAACCUACAGUGGUGGCAACAAGCGUAAACUGAGCACUGGUAUUGCCCUGCUUGGAGAGCCCUCAGUCGUCUUUCUGGAUGAACCAUCCACAGGCAUGGACCCCGUAGCCCGACGCCUCCUCUGGGAUACAGUGACACGGAGUCGUGAAUCUGGAAAAGCCAUUGUCAUCACCUCUCAUAGCAUGGAAGAGUGUGAGGCUUUAUGCACCAGGCUGUCUAUCAUGGUGAAUGGGCAGUUCAAAUGCAUAGGCAGCCCACAGCACCUCAAAAGCAAGUUUGGGAGUGGAUAUACUCUGCUGGCCAAGGUCAAAAGUGACAUCCAAAAGGACAACAUGGAGGAAUUCAAGCUGUUCAUCAAAGAGACAUUCCCAGGCAGUGUCCUAGAGGAUGAGCACCAAAGAAUGGUUCACUACCACCUGCCUAGCAAGGACUUCAGCUGGGCAAAGGUGUUUGGUAUCUUGGAGAAAAACAAAGAGCAAUAUGAACUGGAAGACUACUCCGUCAGUCAGAUCUCCCUGGAGCAAGUCUUCAUGAAUUUUGCCCGUUCACAGGAGUUUAUUGAAAAUAGGAAAUAGAACUCAGUUGUAUACUGAGAAUUGAUGAGACUUUCCACCAAAUGAAGGCAAAUGUAUCUACGAUGAAGAAUGGAAGGUGCCAUCUGGAAGAUGCAGGCACAAGAGUGCCUGAAUUGGUGAACAAGUACCCUCAGAUUAAAUUGUGUAUAAAAGUAUCGAAUAAAAUCUUAUUGUUAUGAGAGCGAAAUCCUC